UGAAAUUAGACUUCACCACGUAAUCAACGGCUUUAAACGUAAUUGGCAGACGUUCGAAAUCAGUGGUUGAAGAAAACGUAUUCACAACUAGUUGAAUGCUAAAACAUGCCUUAUGAAAAAAAACUGAAAGGGAAACAUGAAAGCAUAGAAAUGUAAUGACAAAAAACGUCCAGCCAAAUUCGCUAUCCUUCCAACCAACUCAAUUUAUUUCAACGUACAAUUUGCGGACUAUCAGUUUAUUCCUAGACUGUCUUCAGCGUUGGAUGGUCUACUUCUGGUGUGCCAACACUCUGAGACAGCAUUGUGGGACCAACAACUAACUUUGUUACUAGAUUCCAUUCCCCUUUUGGCCAAUGAAAUUGCUUCUUUUUGGGAUGUCACGCACGGUGGCGGUAAUGUUAUGGAGUUUUUCCCUUCACGUCUGUCAGGUUGAAAAACAUAGGCCUUAUAGUAUCUGGCAUACAACCAGCGUUAGUGUUUGGACAAACCCUACCAACAUUCAGAGAACGACCAACACACUUUCCUAGUUCUGCAUGAGAACAAAUACAACUAUAGAAAUAUGGUGGUUCUCAAAAUCCGAGACCAGCCUGGCCUGCUGAAAGCCAUUUUCAACGUUGACCCAGAUGAAGUUCGUUCCCUCAUAUUUAAGAAGGAAGAUGUCAAUGUUCAGGAUAAUGAGAAGAGGACUCCGUUGCAUGCUGCUGCCUAUCUUGGAGAUGCAGAAAUUAUAGAGCUACUCAUACUAUCAGGAGGCAGAGUGAAUGCCAAGGACAACAAGUGGCUCACUCCUCUGCACCGAGCCGUGGCCUCCUGCAGUGAGGAGGCCGUCCAGGUGCUGCUGAAACACUCGGCUGAUGUCAACGCUCGAGACAAGAACUGGCAGACGCCCCUCCACAUCGCUGCAGCCAAUAAGGCGGUCCGCUGUGCGGAGGCUCUGGUCCCGCUACUCAGCAACGUGAACGUGUCCGACCGGGCCGGGCGCACUGCCCUGCACCACGCUGCCUUCAGCGGACACCUGGAGAUGGUGAGGCUUCUACUCUCCAGAGGAGCCAACAUCAAUGCCUUUGACAAGAAGGACCGCAGAGCAAUCCACUGGGCCGCUUACAUGGGUCACAUUGAGGUGGUGAAGCUGUUGGCGUCUCACGGAGCAGAGGUGUCCUGUAAAGACAAGAAGGCUUACACACCCUUACAUGCUGCAGCCUCCAGCGGUAUGAUCAGUGUGGUCAAGUACCUCCUGGACCUGGGGGUGGAUAUAAAUGAACCCAACGGGUAUGGUAACACGCCCCUUCAUGUGGCCUGCUACAACGGCCAGGAUGUGGUGGUCAACGAGCUGAUCGAGUGCGGCGCCAACGUGAACCAGGUGAACGAGAAGGGUUUCGCCCCCCUCCACUUCACGGCCGCCUCGCGCCACGGUGCCCUGUGCCUGGAGCUGCUGGUGGGCAACGGGGCAGACGUCAACAUCAAGAGUAAAGAUGGGAAGACUCCCCUCCACAUGACAGCCAUCCAUGGGCGCUUCUCCAGAUCUCAAGCCAUCAUCCAGAAUGGGGCUGAGAUCGACUGUGAAGAUAAGAACGGAAACACACCCCUGCACAUCUCUGCUCGCUACGGCCAUGAGCUACUCAUCAACACGCUCAUCACCAACGGAGCUGACACGGCCAAACGAGGUGUCCAUGGGAUGUUCCCCCUCCACCUGGCAGCUCUCAGCGGGUUCUCCGACUGCUGUAGGAAGCUCCUCUCCUCAGGCUUUGACAUAGACACCCCCGAUGACUUUGGAAGGACCUGUUUACACGCCGCGGCAGCUGGAGGCAACCUGGAGUGUCUAAAUCUGUUGCUCAACACGGGGGCAGACUUCAACAGAAAGGACAGCUUCGGGAGGUGUCCUCUGCACUAUGCUGCCGCCAACUGCAACUACCAGUGUCUGUUUGCCCUGGUGGGGUCGGGGGCCAGCGUCAACCACCUGGACAAGAGGGGCUGCACCCCGCUCCACUACGCCGCUGCCUCCGACACAGACGGAAAGUGCCUGGAAUACUUGCUCCGGAAUGAUGCCAACCCGGGAAUCCGGGACAACCAGGGCUACAACGCGGUCCACUACGCCUCGGCAUACGGACACCGCCUCUGUCUGGAGCUGAUUGCAAGCGAAACACCUCUUGAUGUGCUAAUGGAAACCUCAGGGACAGACAUCCUGAAUGACUCUGAUGUCAGAGCACCCAUCAGCCCCCUUCAUCUAGCUGCCUACCACGGCCACCACCACGCUAUGGAGGUCCUGGUGCAGUCUCUGCUGGAUCUGGAUGUGAGGAACAGCCAGGGCCGCACCCCUCUGGACUUGGCUGCCUUCAAAGGCCACGUGGAGUGUGUUGAAGUCCUCAUUAACCAGGGAGCCUCCAUCCUGGUCAAAGACUUCACCCUGAAGAGGAGCCCCAUCCACGCUGCAGCCACCAACGGCCAUUCUGAGUGUUUACGUUUGUUGAUCGGAAAUGCUGACCUCCAGAGUGCAGUGGACAUUCAAGAUGGAAAUGGACAGACCCCUCUGAUGCUGUCAGUGCUGAGUGGACACACAGACUGCGUGUACUCACUGCUCAACAAGGGAGCUAACCCUGAGGCCAGAGACAAGUGGGGCCGGACAGCGCUACACAGAGGGGCAGUGACUGGUCACGAGGAGUGUGUGGAGGCCCUCCUGCAGCACAAUGCCAGCUUCCUGGUCCGGGACUGUAAGGGGCGGACCCCUGUCCACCUGGCGGCAGCUUGCGGACACAUUGGGGUGCUGGGGGGGCUCCUGCACGCCGCCCAGUCAGUGGAGACCCUCCCCGUCAUCACUGACAACCAGGGCUACACCCCUCUUCACUGGGCCUGCUAUAACGGCCAUGACACGUGUGUGGAGGUGUUGCUGGAGCAGGAGGUCUUCCACAAGACAGAGGGCAACUCCUUCAGCCCUCUCCACUGUGCUGUGAUCAAUGACAAUGAGGGGGCAGCAGAGAUGCUGAUUGACACUCUGGGCCCUGCUAUCGUUAACGCCAUUGACACCAAGAACAGGACGGCCCUCCACGCAGCCGCCUUCACGGACCACGUGGAGUGUCUGCAGCUCCUGCUAGGCCACAACGCCCAGGUCAACUCCCCCGACGCCUCCGGGAAGACACCCCUCAUGAUGGCUGCUGAGAACGGGCAGACCAACGCCGUCGAGCUUUUGGUAAGCAGUGCAAAAGCAGACCUCACACUACAGGAUACAGUGAAGAACACAGCUCUUCAUUUGGCCUGUAGUAAGGGGCAUGAGACCAGUGCCUUGUUGAUACUGGAGAAGAUCACAGACAGGAACCUCAUCAACUCGACUAACGCAGCCUUACAGACGCCUUUACACGUGGCAGCCAGGAAUGGCCUGACUGUGGUGGUGCAGGAGUUGCUAGCUAAGGGUGCUAGCGUGCUCGCGGUCGACGAGAACGGUUACACGCCUGCCUUGGCCUGCGCCCCCAACAAAGAUGUGGCCGACUGCCUGGCGCUGAUCCUGGCCACCAUGAUGCCCGUGUCCCCUGGCACCCCAGCGCCCAGCCUGCCCUUCAGUGCCGUUAACCACUACACCACCAGCCCCUCCAAGAGCGUCACCUUCGACAGCCUGCCCGUGCUGCGGAGCGAGCACAGCUCCUACUGCAGUUUCAACAACAUCGGCCACCGCGGCCACGACGGAGACUUCUACAAGGACGAGGAGCUGAACGAUUCGGACUCUGAGACCUACUAGGCGGGGGAGGAGCGGGGGGGAACGCAGAGGCAUAGCCAGGCUGAUGGACAGCUGCUUGGGGGAGAGGCCACAACGACACACGCGCACGCACACACACACACGCACACACACACACGUGUCUUAAAUCACCACAGCCAGCUUUGGGGGAGGGGUGGUGGCACAGGAGCUGAGUCAGUCCACACACAGGAGCCUUAAGAGUUGGAGUGAGAGGAAAGGAUGGAGGGGAGAGGGGGAAGGCACAGCAGGCUCCUUCUCCUGCCCCCCCCCUUCCCCCCCCCCCAGGUGUCCUUCCAGCAGAUUCUGGACUUCAGAGCGGCUGCUGCAGCUUUACCUGACCUUUACCGUCAACGGUCCUCGGUGAGGGACACUGUACUGCGAACUGUAGGGCCAGCGGACAGUCACCUUUAUGACGGCAAUAACCUGUAGACGAAGGGAUAGUAGCACUUCACUGAGAGCAAAACCAACAGGGACCAAAAGAUGUGGAGGAGGCAUUUUCAAAAACCUGCUUUGACUGUAUAACAGGUCUGAGUGUGUUUUGGCUGAUUGGGGUUAAAGUAGGAAAGACAAAAUUAUGAAGCCAGGUUUCAUUCGUUACAUUUUCCUAAAGAGUUGUCUAUCCCGUGGGAUAGUCGUGUUUAUUCGCACACUAAGACAGUCAAAUGUCAUAUGGCCUCUUACAUCUGUGAUCCAUGCAGGACAAGGGGACAUCAUUUCUUUUUUUAUGAACAUCAACGAUGAAACUCUAAUUCUUGUCUCAGACUCCUGACCCUCAGGGGGAAACAAAUUGUAGUAUUUGCGCUACUGUAAUUAAAAAGGUUUUGAUUAAGUUCCAAAAGAAACCUUUCCCCUAUGUAGAGGUCCACUUAUGAUCAGAGCUCAUGUGGCUACAGUCUAAAGUAGUUCACUAUGUAGGGAAUACGGUGCCAUUUGGGACACAAACCUAAGGAGCAACGGGGCUUUUUAAGUUAAUGGAGCAUUAUUACAUUUGUGUUAUUAAACCCUGUCCUUCGCCAUCUAGAAAGUUUUUAAAGUAAAUUAUUCAUACAUGUAUUUUCUUUGAUAUUUAUGUCAUCAUUUUGUGCCUUCAUUAGUUACUGAGGGAAGGUGGGAGGGAAGGGGCAGCUGAGUGGAAAAAGUACUACCACGUUUGUGAAAAGCACUGAUACUACACUGAGGCGUAGGUUGCUACGUUGCCUCCCUUGGAGAAGAGAAACACUGUAAACCAAUGGUAGGACAACAGCAUUUGAUUUUCUUCUGUUGAAAAUAAAUGUUAUUUUUGUCUUGGUCUUAUAAUCAAUGUAUUUUGACAGGUUUUGCUUGCAUUAAGUUCCAAAAAAAAAAAAACUCAAUCCUUUUGUGAUUGUCUGUUUAAACCCCCUGUUUCUGGCUCUUUUUGAAAAUGAUUUUAACUGGAAGUAUGUA
This is a messenger RNA of Esox lucius (northern pike), 5149 nucleotides long. It is a transcript of the gene ankrd28b, whose product is annotated as ankyrin repeat domain 28b. The coding region runs from base 560 to 3727 and encodes 1055 amino acids. Gene Ontology annotation, cellular component: cytoplasm. Gene Ontology annotation, molecular function: protein binding. The record is from RefSeq and is a predicted model, not a curated record. The transcript is spliced from 26 exons. NCBI's taxonomy places the organism in Eukaryota, Metazoa, Chordata, Actinopteri, Esociformes, Esocidae.